Spathaspora passalidarum NRRL Y-27907 is the source of this 366-nucleotide messenger RNA. RefSeq lists its product as uncharacterized. The record is from RefSeq and is a predicted model, not a curated record. The coding region runs from base 1 to 366 and encodes 121 amino acids. NCBI's taxonomy places the organism in Eukaryota, Fungi, Ascomycota, Pichiomycetes, Serinales, Debaryomycetaceae. The transcript has 3 exons.
AUGGAUUAUCGUGAUAUUUUGCUUAUUCUUUUAGCGUGUAUCUGUACGUAUAAUUGCACUUACGCUAAAUCCCACCAGCCCCAGUCAUUAUUAAGAAGGGAUGUAGACAAGAAGUAUUUGUUAAUAUCAUGUGGUGUUAUUACUAAUCCAUAUGAGAAUCCUGUUGAUGUUCAACACUAUACAAUCUAUAAUGUACCAACUCAAUCAGUUUAUACUGAUAUUCCUCAAGACGAUGUUCCUCCAUAUGAAAAAAUUGACGCGAGUAUUGUACCAAAAGCAGAACAGGAAGUUGAAAUAAAAGAGGUUGCAACUAAAGAGCCAAAUGCAGAACCAAAGGAUAAACAAAUCACAGAACAAAAAGAAUAA